AACCUGAUCGUGUUAAGCGUCUACAUACCCCACCCAAGCUCAUUUUCACGUGUGUUUAUUCUGUGGCUUGCUGUAGUAGUUAUAGCGUGCAGUUUCGAAACGCCUCUUCUGGUGUUUAGCAUGAUCCAUCCGUACCAGUUUCCGUCCGAGAACGUAUGUAAAACGUUACGUUUUUUCCACGUUUUUCUAGUUGCGAUAUCAGUGUUUAUUUUCGUUAGUAUUGCGAUGGAAAGGCACCUGGCUAUCUGCAAUUUUGAGGUGGUUGAACUACCAAGGCGAAUGCGUGGCAUGUGUAUAGUGUCUUGUAUUAUGGGAGUUGUAGUUGCCGUCCCGGCUAUAUUUAUUUACGGAAUACGGACUGUGGAAACCGGAGUUCACACUAUCAAAGGGACUGAAUGCUUUGUUGAAGACCACUUUAUACAAACUGAUUCAUUAAGGCCCAAAUAUUUACUUCCCAUUUCAAUCCAAAGUCUUGCUGAUCUCAUUUGCUACAUGAUUGUGUUGUACAUUCGGAUUGGACGUCAGUUACAGUGGCAUCUGAAAUUCACGGGACGCUACUCCACAAGGUCCAAGUUUAACCAGUCAACCAAAUCAACCCAGUCGGUGUCCAUAUACCGACAGUUCGCCGACAUCAAAGAUAGGACCGGAAGUACAUUCAGCCUCCAUAGGCCCGUGGGGAAGGAGGCGUCCACCGCCAUAGGCCGCGUAAAUAGAGCCCUCGAUGAAAUGACCAGCAUGUUUUGUUGGUUGACGGCCGAUUUCGUGCUCUCUUUCAUUCCUCACCUUGCUAUUAUCAUCUACUUAAUAUUUCGGAAUAAUUUUGCGCAGGAUAUGACGUCAUCACAGGCUGUGACGUAUAACAUAUUUUUGAGAUCGUUUGCUGUCAAUAACAUGGCAAAUCCGCUCGUGUAUAUCACGUGUGUACGUGACUUCCGACGAAAUUUUAGGAAUUUAUUCAGUAAUAUUUUCUGUAGCUGCAGGAGAUAA
Molecule: messenger RNA, 987 nt
Organism: Mya arenaria
Lineage: Eukaryota; Metazoa; Mollusca; Bivalvia; Myida; Myidae
Product: vasopressin V1b receptor-like
Biological process (GO): G protein-coupled receptor signaling pathway
Cellular component (GO): membrane
Molecular function (GO): G protein-coupled receptor activity; peptide binding
Source: RefSeq, a predicted model, not a curated record